This is a messenger RNA of Salvelinus sp. IW2-2015, 4495 nucleotides long. Its product is annotated as cytosolic purine 5'-nucleotidase. NCBI's taxonomy places the organism in Eukaryota, Metazoa, Chordata, Actinopteri, Salmoniformes, Salmonidae. Gene Ontology annotation, biological process: IMP metabolic process; adenosine metabolic process. The record is from RefSeq and is a predicted model, not a curated record. Gene Ontology annotation, molecular function: 5'-nucleotidase activity.
ACAACAGGGCGGCUGAAGAUCGGGACCUACACCGGACCCCUGCACCAUGGCAUCGUCUACUCUGGAGGUUCUUCUGACAUCGUGUGUGACCUGCUGGGGGCCAAGGGGAAGGACAUCGUCUACAUCGGAGACCACAUCUUCGGGGACAUCCUCAAGUCCAAGAAACGCCAGGGCUGGAGGACCUUCCUCGUCAUCCCCGAGCUGGCCCAGGAGUUGCAUGUCUGGACUGACAAGAGCUCGUUAUUCGAGGAAUUGCAGGGCCUGGACAUUUUCUUGGCGGAGCUCUACAAGCAUCUGGACAGCAGUAGUAAUGAGAGACCUGACAUCAGUGCUCUCCAGAGAAGGGUCAAGAAAGUGACCCACGACAUGGACAUGUGCUAUGGUAUGAUGGGUAGUCUGUUCAGGUCUGGCUCCAGACAGACUCUGUUUGCCUCUCAGGUGAUGCGCUAUGCUGACCUGUACGCUGCUUCCUUCAUCAACCUCCUGUACUAUCCCUUCAGCUACCUCUUCAGAGCGGCUCACGUACUGAUGCCCCACGAGUCAACGGUGGAGCACGCGCACAUCGACACGGACACCGAGUCCCCCCUGGCCACGCGCAACCGCCACUGCACUGACAGCAAGGACCCGGAGUGCUGUAGCAACAGGAACCACAGCCAGCUGACCCGGUCCAUCAGUGAGAUCAAACCCCCCAACAUGUUCCCCCAGACCCCCCAGGAGAUCACCCACUGCCACGAUGAAGACGACGAUGAGGAGGAGGAAGAGUAGAUGGAGGAGGUGUGAUGGCGUGACCCGAACCAGGCUUGAUUCCUUCCUAGGAGGAGGAAGAGAGAGAGGAGUGAAAAGCCGUCUUGAUUCCUUCCUGAUGUUUCCCUGAGGGGGUUUUAGAGUAUAAAUACUUCUAGGAAGAUAUAAAUGAUAAUGUACUCUAUAGUCCACAGUAAGAGUCCAUGUAGGAUACAUUGGAAUGAGGGGGGAGGGGAUAUGGCCAUUGUAGUGUAUCUAUAGGAGAUUUAUAUAUAGAGAGAAAUUACGCUACUUUUUAUACUAGAGAUGUAUCAGGAUAUUAAGGUUUUAUUAAUCAGAUCAGUCAACUGUAUGUUACUAUAGUAACAGUUGCUGCUCGGUGCCCACCCCUUUUCAAGUUUUACGUUUUCAAUGUUUGUUUUUUCUAUGGAUUUUUAUGAUGAAAUGGGAAAAGGUUGACUUGAAGUUGGCCCAUUUUUUAAUUUAUUUUCAUUUUAAUUUUUAAGUUGAUGAAGCUUAAACAGUUUUUACGGCAUAGGAUGUUGUAGCAGACAAAUAUACACGAAUACACACAAGAAGCAAAUAUUACGAACACUACUUUUCUCUGUACUGACCUUACACAGUGUCUGGUCAUAGAGAAGAAUUCCCUGUGUGUGUUUACAUAGUACACCAUAAUGCAGGCACCAUACUGUAGUUUCAAUGUGAAGCACUAAGACGGAAUAGCCUUUGCCAAACAGUAUGUGCAGUACUGUAUAUAAACUCUAUAUACUGUUUUGCUGUUAUCCUUUUGAAAUGAAAGUGUUCUAGCCCUGCUGUACUGGCGUUGAAAGAACACACGUAUCGAGUAACAUGGCAAUCCAAAAACAUGGUCCAAAAAUGUAUUUCUCUCUGUUUGUUAUUUUGGUCUUUUUUUUGCAGUAUAAUUCCUCCCGUCGUGUCCCUGCAUAACACAGCUUGUGUGUGUGUGUGUGUGUUCGGCCUUGGCCAAUCAAAAGUCGAGUUUGCGUCGUCCUGAGCGACUGUAACCAAGGCAUCCAUAAUUGUACUAAAGAACAGUGUGGUGUAUGUUUUGGGUUACACAAAGCACAAGUCUGAUUCUGGGUAACUAAUUGUCAAUAUUAGCUCGAUAUGACAUGAAGCGUGCUGUCUAUUUUAAAGUAUGGUGCACAUAAUGUCAUCUGUGAUUCUGUGUGGUUAAUUUCAACUGACGUUUUGAAAUGCAUGAAAUGUUGUUUCUAGGCAACCGUGCGUACAGGGUAACGAUUAUGCUGCCUCUGUACAGAUGUGUUCUAUGGCAACUGUGGACGGUCACAUAGGCCUAAUGCUAUUGAGAGGCUGUGACCCAGUAUUACUGUUCUCAUACACGAUACUGUAAAAAGCAAGACAUUCAUCAUGCAAAAUACUAUUACAUUUUUUUUGUUCUCCUGUAGGAUGAUAUGAGAUAUGGAAACCUGCAACAUUGUUACACUAUGUGCAACUAACAUGCAGUAGUAGUUUUACCUUUUUUUUUACUAAGCUUGGAGUUGUUCGUUAGGUGUUCUCUUGAAUAUUAAAUUGUAACAGUUUAUUUUUUAUUGCAUAGAACCGCUUUAGUUAGAACUGUCAUAUUCACCCCUACCUAACCAAACCCUCGUAUUCCAUGUGUGAUAAUAUGGUCUGGUGUUUCCUAGUAAUUCUUUGCAGUUAACAUGGAGAGUACAGUAUGUUAUAGGAACAGACCUGGGUUCAAAUACUAUUUAAAAUGUUUCAAAUACUUGAGCCUGCUUGUAGUGCCAGGUGGGCAGAGUUGAACUUUUGUGAACAUUUUUCUGGUUCCAUUGCUCCAGGCAAGCUCAGUCAAGCCCCAAUAAAGUAUAUAAACUGAUUUUGAAUAGUAUUUGAACCCAGGUCUAAUCUACAGUAGGCCUUGAUAUGCAAAAAGUAAAUUCAGGUCAGCCUGGGUGCUGUGGCAUUGUGUAGGCCUUGCACGGGCACCAGACAAGGAACCAACGCCUCGGCGAGAGGGCGUUUGUGUCUGACUGCCCCAGAGAGGUUCGGUUGGGCCUGGGAAAAGGACAAGAGUGUGCCCUCCUGACUGGUGGGAAUAGCUUGUAGACUCCCCCUAGCAGGAAGAUGUAGUAUGAACGAUGUAUAAAGGACUGUAGCUACAGUAUUCUGGAGUUUGUUAGAUCACUUAGGGGUAAGAAACACUGAAUGAUGCAAAGAAGCACCUGAUAUUUCCCAACAGGGUUGCGUUUGCUGUCUCCAAACACGAGCAAACCUUUUUAAUUUCAAAAUGGAAAUUGCAAUCGUUGAUUAGGCCCACAAUUCCACUGAAACGUUGAGAUACUUCAAAGAAAUGUGACUGGAAAAUGUUACCGAAUUGCUUAAUAUUAAACUUUCCUGUUUAGCAAAGGAAAUUCUUAACAUUUUCAGUUGUGUCCUAAUGAACAUGACCCAGAUGGUAUGCAGUACGGAGGGCAGGACAACUGCCCUGGAAGAGCGACGUUUUUUUGAUUGUUAUAGGUUAUCUGCAAUAUCAUAUGUGUGUGCUAUGUAAAACAUGCGUAUCACUUUAUUUCUAAGGCAUGUAGUUGUGUAGCUAGAGGUUUCGAUUGGCCUGUUGAUUUGGGCUGAUGAAGGGAAGACCAAUAGCAGGUCUCUGUUUGUAACCUGGUGUUGUUUGCCGAGGCAAGUAGUAAAAAGUGGAAUGUGGGUUCAACUGGGGAUCUUUGUAACAAUUUUAGUAAGAGUAGAAUCUGUUUUAGAGGAACUAUAUAGUGGUUCAAUAUUUUAUUACUCUCUGAAAAAAAAGUAUAUCUUUUUAAGUAUUGAUUUAACUGGAAAUACUACAAAAACACCCGGGCAGCUGUAUUCUUCACCUGGUUGGUUAGUUGUUUUUUUUUGGUCUCAUUACUGACGAAUUCAUAAUAAAGCCUGGUCGUUGGGAGGAAAAUUUGAAGUCCUUUUCUGUCAAAACACUUUACAAGACAUUAUUUCUAUGCAAUGCCACAGUACAGUGCAUUAUACAUGUAAACUAAGUUACUAAAAGGCUGGCCAAUGCAAGCAAAUGGCUUACGUCAAAGUUGUUUUAACUAUAUGGCUAGAACCAGGUUAGGGCUACAACUGAUAUGUGGAAGAAAAGAAAACCUGUCCGUCUGUGAGAAAAAGCUCUGGCCACAAGUUCUACAAGGUCGUCUGUGUAGUAACAAUUGUACACUUAAUAAUAAUAGCCUUGCAGACCGAUAUGCUGAAAACUAGGCGAUGUUGAAGAGCAUGUAUUUACCUUGCAUCAGAAAUGGCACCUUUUUCAACAACAACACCUUGGUUUUUGCUGUUUGUAUUUGUUUUUUCUAACCAGUGUUUUCAGAUUCUUAGUUUACAACGUUGUAUAUAGUAUUAUAAGCUUUUACAUUUACAUGUUGUGGAAGAAAUGUUCCUUAAAUUCUUUAUACAUCUUUUUAGUUUUUUUUGUCAUUUUUCUGGUUUCAGACACCUUUUUUACUAUAACGGCUUCAGUGAGUGUCUGAGCUAGCUAAACCUGGCCAACAGAUUAAUGCCACGAUCCAUUUAUACAAUUUGUCCAUUUUAUACAAAAUUUCAACAAUUGCAGACCGAGCGUGACAACUAUAACGCAUUCACUUAUUUUUUGUUUCGUGCAUUUUCUUGGAUGUUCCUCAGAGCGUUUUGUUUCCAGAAUUAUAAUAUAAUGUGUACAUUGGGGAAAUUACAUUUAUAUGUACAAUAAAAGCUAAUUUUCCAUAAUAAGUCA